GGGCAUCCUCUUCUCCAUCCCUCUAACGGGCGCCGCUGGGACUAUAGCAUCAUCAUGUCUGGCAGGCAUAGCCUUUUGUUUUACUUCAACAGCUGCGUCCAUGUUCUUCAAAUCCUGUAACUGCAACUCCUCGAUCGCGACCCGUGUUGGCUUUGCAAUUAUAUUCUGCUUGAACUCCAUGUUCGCCUGGCUCAUGAAGACUCCACUCGCCAUCAAGCAGCUCGAGAAAAUAAGCCAUGGAUAUCUUGAGAUGGAUUGCUCAGGCGGUAAAUGUUAUGGUGUGCUGGCCGUCCAUCGAAUCUGCUUUGCGCUGUCGUUGUUCCACUUCAUCCUUGGCGCACUCUUGGUCGGUGUUAGGGAUACGAAAGACAAACGUGCUGCCCUUCAGAAUGGAUGGUGGGGUCCAAAAGUCCUGCUUUGGCUAGUCCUCGUUGUCGUCUCGUUCUUCAUUCCCAACGGUUUCUUCAUGUUCUGGGGCAACUAUGUCGCCAUGAUGGGUGCCACCGUAUUCAUCGUCCUCGGCCUCGUUCUGCUCGUUGACUUCGCCCAUUCAUGGUCGGAGACAUGUCUCGAGAACUGGGAGAGCUCCUCGAACUCCAACCUCUGGCAGUGGAUCCUCCUUGGCUCUACUGCGGGCAUGUACGCAGCCACGGCUGCGCUGACCGGCGUUAUGUUCGGCUUCUUCGCAGGCUCGGAGUGUGGUCUCAACCGGUUCUUCAUCUCAUUCAACCUUGCCUUGUGCAUCCUCAUCACUAUCCUCUGCAUCCACCCGACGAUUCAAGAGCACAAUCCUAGGUCUGGUCUUGCCCAGUCGAGUAUGGUCGCCGUCUACUGCACUUAUCUGACCAUGUCCGCCAUCGGUAACCACGAGCACGACCAGUGCAACCCUCUGCAGAAGUACCGCGGCAGCGUCCAGGGCGCCAGGACCACGACCCUCGUUCUCGGCGCUGUCUUCACUUUCCUGGCGAUUGCGUACUCUACCAGCAGGGCUGCCACACAAAGCAGUGCGCUGGUUGGCAAACACAAGAAGGGAGCUAUCGAGCUUCCUCCAGACAACGAGCACUCGGAACUGGGUGUCGUCAGUACUCAACCGAGCCGUACCGAAACCCCGAGAUAUCAGGCUCUGUUGGCCGCAGUGGAAGCAGGAGCGAUCCCUGCAUCUGCUCUGGAAGAGGAAGAUGACGACGACGACGACGGUCCUGUUGGCGAACUCCGAGACGAUGAGCGCACCGGCACCCGCUACAACUAUGCUUGGUUCCAUAUCAUCUUCGCCAUCGGUGCAAUGUACGUGGCCAUGCUUCUGACUGACUGGAACGUCGUCCGCGCCGGGACUGCCUUGUCUCCCGACAAGGAGAACGACGUCUACAUCGGCCGGUCCGAGGUAGCCAUGUGGAUGCGGGUCGUCUCCAGCUGGGCGUGUAUUCUCCUUUACAUCUGGAGCUUGGUCGCGCCAGUACUGAUGCCCGACAGAUUUGAAGAUUAGUGAACGUGACAUGCUAUGGCCACGACGAUAGUUGUAUCUAUUCUGUAUCAAUUAUGGAUCACAUUGGAAUAUUGU
Phanerochaete carnosa HHB-10118-sp is the source of this 1558-nucleotide messenger RNA. RefSeq lists its product as uncharacterized. Lineage: Eukaryota; Fungi; Basidiomycota; Agaricomycetes; Polyporales; Phanerochaetaceae. The transcript is spliced from 8 exons. The record is from RefSeq and is a predicted model, not a curated record. Gene Ontology annotation, cellular component: membrane. Bases 179 to 1483 code for a protein of 434 amino acids.